Thermothielavioides terrestris NRRL 8126 is the source of this 1053-nucleotide messenger RNA. RefSeq lists its product as uncharacterized. The record is from RefSeq and is a predicted model, not a curated record. The transcript has a single exon. Lineage: Eukaryota; Fungi; Ascomycota; Sordariomycetes; Sordariales; Chaetomiaceae. The coding region runs from base 1 to 1053 and encodes 350 amino acids.
AUGUUCAACCUUCUGGGCGUGCGUUUCCUCUUGAGUCUACAACUCGCAGGGCUAGCAAUUCAAACAGACGCCAAAGAUGCUGGUCACAGAAAGCCCAUCAUCCUCCGCGAGUCCGGCGGCUUCACGAUAGGCGGCAAGGUCAUCCAGAGUCCUCUCAACCCCAACAUGACGCUGUCGUGCGAUCACGGCUACGUAGAAUAUUUCACGCCGUGGACCCCGCGCAAGACGAGCCUAGUCAUGUGGCACAGCUCCAGCACGCAGACGUUCCAGAACCGCUGGGACGGCGGCGAGGGCUUCAAGGACAUGUUCCUCCGCGCCGACUAUCCGGUCUACCUCUGGGAGGGGCCGCGAGUCGGGCGGGCCAACUGGGCCUGCAACGCGACGUUCUACGUGCCCGACUACCGGGACCAGGCCAACUUCGUCGCGUGGAACUUCGGCCCGGCGUUCAAGCAGUGGUGGCCGGGCGUGCAGUUCCCGACGGAGAGCGAGGAGGCCUGGCAGCAGGCCACGAGCUCGCGGUACGUCGAGUACGACUCGGAGGCGAGCGUCAACCUCGAGACGGACGCCGCGGCCGUCGCGGCCGACUCGGGCAAGCUCGGCACCGACAUCGUCUACCUCACCAACUCGGCGGCCGGGCUGCGCGCCCAGCUGACGGCUGUGAAGAGCAACACGACCAACAUCAAAGCCAUCGUCUGCUACGAGAGCUUCGGCUUCGUCUUCCCGGACGACGCGGGCGUCAAGCGCGGCGCCGGGGCGAACCCCUUUGGCCCGAUCCUCGUUCCGCUCGAAGACUUCAAGAAGCUUGCCAGAAUUCCCGCCAUCCAGUUUGUGUGGGGAGACCACAGGGAUGAGAGUUUCAUCUUCCUCAACCAGUCGAGGCAGGCGGCGGCGUUGAUCAACAAGUACGGCGGGAAUGCCGAGGUCGUCUUGCUGGCGAAGGACAAGGGCCUGAAGGGGAGUACCCACAUCGCGUUUGCGGAUAUGGACAACAGGAAGGUCGGCGAGCUAUUGCACGAAUUUUUGAGGGAGAACGAACUGGACGACUACGAGUAA